Messenger RNA from Spathaspora passalidarum NRRL Y-27907, 886 nucleotides. RefSeq lists its product as uncharacterized. NCBI's taxonomy places the organism in Eukaryota, Fungi, Ascomycota, Pichiomycetes, Serinales, Debaryomycetaceae. The transcript has a single exon. The coding region runs from base 42 to 488 and encodes 148 amino acids. The record is from RefSeq and is a predicted model, not a curated record.
AUAGCUUUCUUUUCAAGUACAGACCCUUAUAUACCCAGUUCAUGAGUUCACUAGGUUCACCUAUUCCUGAUGAUAUUCCCCUUAGGUCGCCCUUACGAUUGAAAAAUCGGUGUUAUGGCGGCCAAUGGGGCAUGAACAUGCUUAAUGCCAGGAUACAAAACAAACAUCGACAACAAGAGUCAAUAACUUCCAUUUCGACAUUUGAUUCUAUGAAUAGCGACAGUUCAUUUGAGAUGCCCUCUGGUUCAAGUUCGAUAUUUUCUGUUGAUCGAAGUCUGCACAAGAUAAAUGAUCUAGAUAACAAUGACAAUGACAAGGAGCAAGAAGAAGAAGAAGAAGAAGAAGACACGGAGUUUUUGGAUGCUAUUGCAGAUGCAGAGAUAUAUUCUAUUGACGGUAUAGAAACGAUAGUUGGAGUUUAUUGCUUAUCAGCUACGGAGUUUGAACAUAAUAGAAAUAUAACAAGACUAUCAUAUGUGGAAAUUUGACGAGAGUAGUAGCAGGUGGCAGACUUGAUAAUUUAUUUUUACUGGAUCACGGACGUUUUUUUGGAUCAUCAUUUUGGUUAUGGAUAUCAUAUGGUUUGUAGUGAGUUGCUGACUGACUGGGGGUAAUCACUACAACCCUCAAAUUUUAAUUUUCUAUAUUAUUCGACUUUAUUAAUUUUUCGAUGCAACACCAUGCACGUUGCUGCAGAUCAUGGGCUUGUUGAACCACCCGAUCAGAUGGUUCUUUCUGGAAAUGCACAUGACAAGCCGUCUUGAAGAUGAUUAGUCACACAGAAGAACUGUUGGUUUCAGCUAAGUCAUUAUAUACUUUUGAUAAUAUACGCAUUUUUUAGCUUUAAUAAUCUACACACUUUCUUUUACUUGUUGAUAACAUCCAC